AUGCCCAAGGCCGGGGGGCCGCCGGCCCCUUCCCCGUCCCCGCCGCCCCGGCCCGGGGACACGGAGCUCGGCCGCCAGUUCCGGGCCUGGUGCCUCCGGACCUACGGGGACUCCGCCAAGACCAAGACCGUCACCCGCAGCAAGUACCAGCGCAUCGCCGAGGUGCUCAGGGCCGGGACCCCCGGGCCCGGGACCCUCGCCGGCGCCGGGACCCCCGGGCCCGGGACCGGCCCGCCCCCGGACCCCGCCCCCGCCCCCGGCCCCGGCCCCGGCCCCGGCCCCGCCGCCGCCGCCGCCGCCGCCGCCGCCGCCGGGGAGAAGGGCAAGUUCCAGUUCUGGGUCAAGUCGAAGGGAUUUCGGCUCGGAGGAGGCGCCGGCGGCGGCGACGGGCCCGGGGACCCGGCGGCCGGACAAGUGGUCUAUGUGCCGGUCAAGACGGGAACGGGCACAGAUGGCCUGGGGGAGCCCAAGGGCUCGCUGAAGCAGGUGGCCGUGGUGGAAGACUUCUUUGACAUCAUCUACUCGAUGCACGUGGAGAGUUCGGCGGAACCCGGCCGCGCCCCCAAACAUGCGGGACAGAAGAAGACCUACCGAGCGAUCGCCGAGACGUACGCCUUCCUGCCGCGGGAAGCGGUGACUCGUUUCCUGAUGAGCUGUACUGAGUGUCAGAAGAGGAUGCACUUCAACUCCAACGGGCUGGAGCCCAAAGAGAGCGAAGCCCCCUCCACGCUGGUCUCCGGGAUCAUCGACUACAACAUGCCGCUCACCUCCACCUACCUGAAGCAGAUGAAGCUGAGGGUGAUGAACUCCCAGGAGCAGGAUGAGACGUCGGUGAGCAGCGAGGAGUUCGACCUGAACGAGGCCUCAUGGACGUCAGCUGACCCGCACCUCCGCGCCGGCCUCAGCCCCCCACCGGACCCCGCCAUGCGCAGCCCCCAGGGCCUCCACAGCCACGACGACGAUGACUCGUCGUCGGAGAGCUGCAGCGGGCAGGGCUCGUCCACCCUGAACCCCUCGGCGUCCAGCAGCACCCAGGGCGACUGCGCCUUCUCGGACGUGAACGGCCACGGUCCCCCCGACGACCAGCCCGUCAACCUCUGCGACAAGACCCCGGCCCACGCCCACCCGCCGCCCCCCUACGCGCCCGAACCCGGGGGGCUCGACGGCGGCCUCAGGGCCCGGGGCAAGUACGCCCUCAAGGGGACCCCCGAGUCCCCCCCUUACAGCUCGGGCAGCUACGAGUCGGUGAGGACGGAGGGGAGCGUCUGCCCCGAGGACCUGACGGUGGGCCGGCCGCCCCCGCCCCCGCCGCCCGACGACGAGGACGACGACGACCACGACGACGCCGACAAGAUGAACGACUCGGAGGGGCUCGACCCCGAGAGGCUCAAGGCCUUCAACAUGUUCGUGCGGCUCUUCGUGGACGAGAACCUGGACCGGAUGGUGCCCAUCUCCAAGCAGCCCAAGGAGAAGAUCCAGGCCAUCAUCGAGUCCUGCAGCCGCCAGUUCCCCGAGUUCCAGGAGCGGGCCCGAAAACGCAUCCGCACCUACCUCAAGUCCUGCCGGCGCAUGAAGAAGAACGGCAUGGAGAUGACCAGGCCCACGCCUCCGCACCUGACCUCCGCCAUGGCCGAGAACAUCCUGGCCGCCGCCUGCGAGAGCGAGACCCGGAAGGCCGCCAAGAGGAUGCGGCUGGAGGUCUACCAGACCUCCCAGGACGAGCCCAUCGCCCUGGACAAGCAGCCCCCCGGCCCGCCCGCCCCCGCCGCGCCCGCCCCCGCCGCCUCCUACGCCCAGGACCCCGUCUACGUCAACGGCACCCUCAAUUACAGCUACCGGGGCUACGGGGCCCUGGGGCCCGGCCUGCAGACCCCCGCCUCCCUCCAGACCGCCAACCACAGUAACGGUCCCACGGAUCUCAGCAUGAAAGGGGGGGCCGCCGCCGCCUCGGCGGCCGCCGCCGCCUCGGCCUCGGGCCCGGCCUCCUCGUCGUCCUCGUCCUCCUCGUCGUCGUCGUCCUCGUCGUCGUCCUCGGCCCCCGCCGCGACGGCCCAGCUCAGCCCCACCGAGAUCGGGGCCGUGCGCCAGCUCAUCGCCGGCUACCGCGAGUCGGCCGCCUUCCUGCUCCGCUCCGCCGACGAACUGGAAAACCUCAUCCUGCAGCAGAACUGAAAGCCCCCCGGUGUUGGGGGGCCGGGGGGCCCGGGGGCGCCCCGGG
Messenger RNA from Ornithorhynchus anatinus (platypus), 2218 nucleotides. It is a transcript of the gene NOL4L, whose product is annotated as nucleolar protein 4 like. Bases 1 to 2172 code for a protein of 723 amino acids. Lineage: Eukaryota; Metazoa; Chordata; Mammalia; Monotremata; Ornithorhynchidae. The record is from RefSeq and is a predicted model, not a curated record. The transcript is spliced from 13 exons.